AUGGAGGGUGAGCAAGAACAAUAUGAAUCACAAAACUCUCUCAAUAUGGAGACUGAGCAAGAACCACACGAACCACAAAACAAUCAAAGAGCCAGAGAAAUAUCAUACAAGAAGAGAAACCCAACUGUGAUGAGAAAAGCCAAUGAACUUUCUCAAUUGUGCAACAUCUCAGUUUGUGUGAUUUCUUAUGGGCCUGAUGGGAAUGUCAACACGUGGCCUGAAAGUCGAGAAGAUGUGGUAGAAAUACUCAACAAUUACAAAAACCACAGUGGAAUACAUAAAAAAUGGCCUUUCAGUAUCAGGGAAAACAAUAAUAUUAAUAAAGAAGGAGAAGGAGAAGAAGAUGUUGAUGAAGAAUCCGAAGAACAUGAGGAAAGGAACAAGGUAGAAGAAUUUGGUAAUGAAUUGAAAAAGUGGAAGAAUUGGCUUCGCGAAGAAAAUGAAGAGGCCUCACUGAAGAGAGGUUUUAAUAUGUUGAAAUCUAACCUUUGUGCUAUGAAAAACAGGUUGAAAUUACUUCAGAAUAGGAAGAGGAAGCGAAGCAAUGAUCAUAAUAAUAACAAUACUACGGACACACCCAAUGAUGACAGUAAUAGUUUUGAGGUGGGAAGUGGUAGUAGUUGUACAAGUACAACUAGAGCUAGAAUUGUUCAUGAUUUUGAUUUGAAUGAAGAGAUUUGUGUUGAUAAUAGUGGUGAUAACGAUGAGCAUCAGAAUGUUGGUUCAAUGGACGUGAGUACACCUCUAGAAGUUGAGCCCAUCUCGAUGUGGCCAAUGAUCACGCCAUAG
Quercus robur (English oak) is the source of this 789-nucleotide messenger RNA. Its product is annotated as agamous-like MADS-box protein AGL103. Gene Ontology annotation, molecular function: DNA binding; protein dimerization activity. The record is from RefSeq and is a predicted model, not a curated record. The transcript has a single exon. Lineage: Eukaryota; Viridiplantae; Streptophyta; Magnoliopsida; Fagales; Fagaceae. Bases 1 to 789 code for a protein of 262 amino acids.